CCUCGGCCAUAUUGAAUAGCCACGACCGAGUCGUCUUUGUCUGCGAAGUCCUCUCCCAAGCUGCAGGCGAGUCCCCGAGGCAGGAAGAGCCACGGGGCAGCCCGUGCGCCCCGACUUGGAGCCGGACACCGCGUCUACAGCUGGCGGUGGGCGUUGAGCCUCAGGACUGACCCCCUUCCUCCCGGCUCACGUAAGCAUCUCGGGGGGUUGAGUCCCGCCAGUCCUUGGUGGGGAGCCGGACUUGGCCAAGGCUGCACUUGAUUUCCCGCCGCAGAGAAGUUGGGAGGGGUUGGCGCAACCUUGGCCGGAGAGGUGAGACCCUCCGGGCAGUUCGGCCGGGACCCCGCGCCCAAGACCCAGGCCUGCUUGUAGCUUGGGGUCGCUGCCCCCACCCCGGCUUUCACCCUGGAGAUCUUAAAGACCCUCGAGAAAAGCCACGUGGGGGGCUGGUUCCCCUGGGGCUUCCUCCCGUCGCCUGACUGUCUGAUCCUCUGGAGCGUCCCAGAUGUCUGCAAAGAUGUGGACCUGGACGUCCUGGUGGAAGCCCUGAGACCCGUGGGGACCUUUAAGAAGAUCGGCAAGGUGUUCCGCAGGGAGGAGGACUCCACGGUGGGGAUGCUGCAGAUCGGGGAGGACGUCGACUAUUUGCUCAUCCCGCGGGAGGUCAGGCUGGCCGGGGGCGUGUGGAGGGUCAUCUCCAAGCCCGCCACCAAGGAGGCGGAAUUUCGCGAGCGGCUGACCCAGUUUCUGGAGGAAGAAGGCCGCACGCUGGAGGACGUGGCCCGCAUCAUCGAGAAGAGCACCCCACACCCGCCCCAGCCCCCCAAAAAGCCCAAGGAGCCCCGCGUGAGGAGGCGAGUCCAGCAGAUGGCGAGCCCUCCCCCGCGGCUGGUCGUGGGCACCUACGACAGCAGCAACGCCAGCGACAGCGAGUUCAGUGACUUCGAGACCUCCGGCGACAGGGGCGACAAGGGUCGCAGAGGCCCGGGGCGCGGCAGGAGGGUGCGCAAGAUGCCCGUCAGCUACCUGGGCAGCAAGUUUCUGGGGAGCGACCUGGAGAGCGAGGACGACGAGGAAGUGGUGGAGGCCUUCCUGCAGCGGGGGGCAAAGCCGCCCGGCGCGCCACCCGCCCGCCGCCGCGUGACCCUGCCGGUGCCCGUGUUUGAGGACAACCCCGGGCCGCAGCUGUCGAAGGCGGACAGGUGGCGAGAGUACGUCAGCCAGGUGUCCUGGGGGAAGCUGAAGCGGAGGGUGAGGGGUUGGGCGCCGAGGUCCGAGGUGGGCGAGGCCCGGCAGGCCUCCGCAGGGGUGGAGAGGGAGGGGCCACGGGAGCCAGGCAGAGCCAGCCGGGGGGAUAAUGUGGGGCACGCAGGGGGCGGCCAGGUGCCUGAGACUCCCCCUAGACGAUGGAGGCCCAAGAUCAACUGGGCCUCUUUCCGCCGUCGCAGGAGGGAGGGAGCAGCAUCCACAAUUCAGGUGGCAGAGGCUGCAGAUAAUCAGAGAGCAGAGGCUGCAGAUGAUCAGAGAGCAGAGGCUGCAGAUGAUCAGAGAGCAGAGGCUGCAGAUGAUCAGAGGGUAGAGGCUGCAGAUGAUCAGAGAGCAGAGGCUGCAGAUGAUCAGAGGCCUGAGGCUGCAGAUGAUCAGAGGGUAGAGGCUAUAGCUAAUCAGAGGGCAGAGGCCAUACCUGUUCAGGAAGCAGAGGCUGAAGAUAAUCGAGGGGCAGAAGCCAUAGCUGUCCAGAGGGCAGAGGCUGUAGAUAAUCAGAGGGAAGGGGCUGCAGAUAAUCAGAGGGCAGAGGCCCCAGUCGUCCAGGAGGCUGAAGCCACAGCUGCCCGGGUGGCCGCAGGGGCAACGCAGGGAACUAGGGCCCGGAAACAGGUCAAGACAGUGAGGUUCCAGACCCCUGGACGCUUUGCGUGGUUUCGCAAGCGCCAGAGGGCCUUCUGGCACACGCCCCGCUUGCCCACCCUGCCCAAGAGAGUCCCCCGGGCAGGUGAGGCCAGGAGCCUUAGGGUGUUGAGGGCAGAGGCCAGAGCAGAAGCAGAGCAGGGAGAACGGGAAGACCAGCUGUGAGGCGAAGGCAGCGGUGGCCUGGAGCACGCCACCAGCGGCCGCCACCAGCGGCCACCACGCUAUCAGCCCCUCAGGGCGCGGUCCUCCGUCUCCCACCCUUGGAUGGAGACGCUCUUCCUGCCUCUGAACUUGAAAAUGGAGGUGAAGCAAGGGCCUGGCAAUGGGCCUCCCACCUCCACUAGUCCCCCUCUUUCUUGUUAAAAUGUUGUCUUUCAUGCAUUGACUUAAAAAAAAAAAUACAGACUCUUUCUAGACACCCAAGGAAUGUAAAGAGACCCGCAGGGAUGGGUUACAUCACUCACGAUCUGAAUUUCCUCCUAUGCAGCUCUAGGCGCUCAUCUUGAAACAAGGGGAAAGGCAAGGAGAAGCCCCCUCCCCUCCGCCUUUCCCUUCUCCUUCCCACCUGCACACUUAGUAUUGACCGCCUCCUUGAACUUAAAAAGUGGGCGCAAGCCAGCAUGCAAAUAAAAAUGUUUACGAAGCGAU
Hyaena hyaena (striped hyena) is the source of this 2559-nucleotide messenger RNA. RefSeq names its product coiled-coil domain containing 8 (gene CCDC8). Gene Ontology annotation, biological process: regulation of mitotic nuclear division; microtubule cytoskeleton organization. The transcript has a single exon. The record is from RefSeq and is a predicted model, not a curated record. The coding region runs from base 616 to 2073 and encodes 485 amino acids. Gene Ontology annotation, cellular component: 3M complex. NCBI's taxonomy places the organism in Eukaryota, Metazoa, Chordata, Mammalia, Carnivora, Hyaenidae.